AUGCCCACCGAAGUAGCGGACAAAGAAACAUUCAAUGCCGACGAACUGCAUGCGCCGGAAUGGAUAAACGACGAUUUUUUUCUAAAAGUCUUGUCGAACUGUGAGGGGAAAACAAGCGAAGUGAAAAUUAAAGACGUAAAAAUUUCGCCAGCUUCCAUGAAAGGCGAUCACUAUGCGAGUGUAAUGUUUCGCGCACAGCUGGAAUACGAAUUGGAUGGCGUGGGCAAGGCGAGGUCAGUGAUCUUGAAGACAAUGCCCGAAAUGGAGGGCCACAAGAAAGAAAUGCUGGGCAAAACAGAUAUUUUUGAAAAGGAGAUUGCCAUGUACACAGAAGUGAUGCCACGAUUCGAGAAAGUUUUGCGCGACAUCGGCGAUGAUACUAAGCUCAAAGCGCCUUGCUUAUAUUACUCUUUAGAGCCGAAGCAAGUGAUUGUUUUCGGAGACCUUGUCCCCGCUGGCUAUGAGGUGGUGCGAGAUCGCCCAUUAACCGAAGAAGAAGUAAAGGCAGCCUAUGCCAAAUUGGCGAAAUGGCAUGCCAUAAGCUACAAAAUCAAUUUGGAGGAGCCGCAUUAUUUUGAUAAAUUUCAACACGGUAUGUUGAACAUGUCCAUAGCGAAAGAGGAUCUCAUGACUGGUGGUAUAAAACAUUUUGUGCACAUGUUGAAGAAAACACCUUCUCUGCGCGACUAUUUGCCUUACUUUGAGAAUUUAGAACCAAUCCUGCUUGAGAAAUGUCGCGCUGGCUUUGCUGAGUACCGUGAAUCGCCCCAAGUGGGUGCGCCCUAUGUGCUUUGCCAUGGUGACUUUCAUUCACGAAACAUGAUGUUCAAACACAAUAAAGGAACUGGUGAAUUGGAGGACGUUAUGCUACUCGACUAUCAAGUCGGGUAUGUUGGUCCUAUUGUGAAUGAUUUGAUAUACUCGAAGUACCUUAUGUUGGACGAAACCCUCCGCUUGGAAUUUCCUGCUUUGGUGUACUAUUAUUUCACAAUUUUUACGGAUACUUUAAAGAAAAUAGGUUUCAAAGGCCAACUACCAAAACUAACAGAGAUUCGUGAGCAGUUCGUGCGUCACAAGUACUUUGACUUUUUUCUCAUUUCCACUUUUUUGCCGAUGUGGUUUACCAACGCAGAUAACAUCGACGCUGAAUUGCUAAUGACAUCCGAAGAAUUUCGCCGAAGUUUAUACAGGUCUGCAGAAUAUGUCAAGUAUUUAGAAAGAACAUUGCCUCGCUUUUUACAUUUGGGCUACUUUGAGGAUUAGUAGAUUUCCUAUGCUAUUCAUGGGCAACAUAAAAAUUUGAACCAUAUCUUUAUAUAGGAAAAUACUAAAAAUUAAUUU
This is a messenger RNA of Rhagoletis zephyria (snowberry fruit fly), 1341 nucleotides long. RefSeq lists its product as uncharacterized. Lineage: Eukaryota; Metazoa; Arthropoda; Insecta; Diptera; Tephritidae. The record is from RefSeq and is a predicted model, not a curated record.